Messenger RNA from Mycena indigotica, 1914 nucleotides. RefSeq names its product Histone deacetylase RPD3. The coding region runs from base 1 to 1914 and encodes 637 amino acids. NCBI's taxonomy places the organism in Eukaryota, Fungi, Basidiomycota, Agaricomycetes, Agaricales, Mycenaceae. The transcript has 6 exons. The record is from RefSeq and is a predicted model, not a curated record. Gene Ontology annotation, molecular function: histone deacetylase activity.
AUGACUCACCGGCAAUUAGCUGAUGUUGGAGGUUACACUUAUGGUCCCGGACACCCCAUGAAGCCUCAUCGAGUGAGAAUCACUCACGACCUCGUUAGCGCAUAUGGAAUGCUGGAUAAAAUGCAUGUUCUGAGACCCAAACGCGCAACACCUGAAGCCAUGUCCGCCUUUCACACCGACGAAUACGUGAAUUUUCUCAAACGUGUAACGCCAGAGACGUCCCAGGAGCUUACCCAUGGAGGGCUGCUGUUUCUCGUCGGCGAGUUACCCGACAAUCCCGCAUUUGAAGGUCUUUUCGAAUACUGCUCUAUAUCUGCUGGAGGAUCUAUCGCUGCUGCCCAAAGAAUCACUUCCGGAGCCGCAGAUAUAGCGAUUAACUGGGCUGGAGGACUCCAUCACGCAAAAAAGGGCGAGGCGUCAGGUUUUUGCUUCGUGAAUGACAUUGUACUCUGCAUUCUGGAGCUCUUGCGAACCCAUCAACGUGUCUUAUAUAUAGACAUCGAUAUUCACCACGGAGACGGUGUGGAGGAAGCAUUUUACACCACCGACCGCGUUAUGUGUGCAAGCUUUCACAAAUUUGGCGAAUUCUUUCCGGGAACGGGGACGCAAAACGACUGUGGAAGAGGAAAGGGGAAGGGAUACUCAUUAAACGUGCCUUUAGACGAUGGGAUAACGGAUGAAGCGUAUCGAAGCGUCUUUGAACCCGUAAUGGCAAAGAUAAUGGAUGUAUUCCGACCAACCGCAAUUGUUCUACAAUGCGGCGCCGACUCUCUUUCAGGCGACAAGCUCGGCGGAUUCAACCUUUCUCUCCAUGGACACGCCGCUUGUGUCCAAUUCAUGCGCCGCUACAAUAUACCGCUUGUCUUACUUGGCGGUGGUGGCUAUACAGUAAAAAACGUCGCUCGCGCUUGGACAUACGAAACUGCUUGUGCGCUUCGUCUAGAACACGAAGUUAGCGAGGAUCUCCCUUGGUGUGAAUAUUUUGAAUGGUUCGGGCCGAGAUACCGGUUGGAGGUCGUACAGAGCAACAUGGAGGAUUUAAAUUUGCGGGAUGGGUCGUUAGAUCGUAUAAGGGAACGGGCAUUGGAACAACUGCAAGAGCUUGCGUCAAGAUGUGCGCCAAGUGUAGGCAUGCAUGAUGUUCCGACACAGACACUGGGCUCGCAUCUGGGCUUCAGCUUUACCUCUUCACGACGCGAUGAUGGGCUGGCGAGAGAUGAAUUGGACGAGAAACUGGCCCAACAUACUCGUUAUGCAUAUGAUCUCCAAAAUCAAGCUGCAAAUGGUUCAGACGACUCGGAAGAAUCGGAGCAGGAGUCUAAUCACUCUUCAGACGAGGCUGGGUCUGGUAUAAGCGGCAGGCGGCGAAAGCGGAUGAGCAUCAUGACCAAUCAGUAUGUGGAUGUGCCAAAGCUAAAUGAACACCUACCCGCCAGCAAGAGCACCAGAAGACAAUUUUUCCAAGUCUUCCCAACUCCAUGGGAUAUAGUACGACCGGCACCGGUCAGUGUGUUGGUCAGGGAGGAGGUCGUUCCUCUGGUUGCCGAAGUUGCCGCCGUGAUGACCAACGGUGGGCAAAAAACGGGGAGGGGAGCAACUCGGGCUGUGCGUGAAGCGAGAGAGCGGGCUCGAGAAAAGGAACUAGAAAGGGAGGAGGAGGAGGAGGAAAUGGAGGUGGACUCUGAUAUCGAGCCGGAUCGCCAGCCGCCAAGACGGCGAGGCUGGCGAGGGAGAGGUCGCGGGAGGGGUAGUAGAGCAAGGGGAAGGGCCAAGCCAGCAGCCCAAAGGCAACGAGAGGAUAGUGUGAACGGACGGGAGAUUGAUGUUGAUGGGGACCCUGACGAUAUGGAAGAAUACCCAGAGGGCGAUGGGUCAACACCGACACCUAAUUAUGACUCCUCCACUGGUAUAUAG